Messenger RNA from Bolinopsis microptera, 1543 nucleotides. Its product is annotated as cortactin-binding protein 2-like. Gene Ontology annotation, molecular function: protein binding. Bases 15 to 578 code for a protein of 187 amino acids. NCBI's taxonomy places the organism in Eukaryota, Metazoa, Ctenophora, Tentaculata, Lobata, Bolinopsidae. The record is from RefSeq and is a predicted model, not a curated record. The transcript is spliced from 5 exons.
CGAAGUGCGAAGGAAUGGCACGAGCAGCAGCCGUUACCAACUACAGCGAUACUCAGAACAAGCUUAUUUGUGCGAACAUUCUCCUGUCCAAGUUUGCUGAUGUCAACAUUGCUAAUGAGGACGGAGAUACUCCACUUAUCGCAGCGUUAGAACAAGGAAACACAAACCUACACAUUAUAGCACUGUUACUCCACUACGGAGCUGACGUAUACCACAAAAACAGACAUGGGAGGUCAGCCCUCUCCAUCGCUAUAGAGUCGAAAAACACAGAAAUCAUCAAACUCCUGGUAACAGGACGGAACAUCCCCCAGUGGGCCUACGAUGCGAUAACAACCAGUCUAACAGUGGAAGAGAGUAUAGAACUACUGGAUCUGUCCAGUAACAUACCCAGCCUCUACAAUCUGUCCAGAUUAGCAGUAGUGAAAGACAUGCAAGAAAAUGUGCACAACGUCGAACAAAAAGAGCUGGAUGUAAUAAACCAUCUUCUAACAAAAGGAGACGAUGAAAUACUGGAAACUGUGUCUAAGUACCCCGCCACGGUCUUCACCCCUCGCAACCGAGCUCCUAUAGCUAGAUGAGAUGGUUACUAAGUAACCAAUGGUUACCAAGUAACCAAUGGUUACUAAGUAACUGUUCCCAUGAUGAUGAGAGAUAGAUUAUACCAACCUGGUGGCUAUGUAGAUGAGUUAUGGCUGAGCAAAGUGCUAAUUAUUGACGGGGACAAAUUUACCUGGGCAGUAAUGAUUCUGUACACGAGAUAUUAACAUUGGUUGCUAGUACAAUGAGCUGAGAAAAUUAAGCUUGGGUCAUAUUUGCCAUUUUUUUCAAGCAUACCUUAUAUUUCAAGGUAGGUCAUCACGUGGUACUAUUGAAUGGCCGGCUAUUCCAGUGGCACUGUUUUAGUGGCAUGGUGUGCUGUGUCCACUGUUUUCAGGAUGGUUACUGAUAACACAGGAUGUCUUACUGAAAUGUGAAACUUUGUGUUCUAUUCGUUUACAUUCCUAGCUCUUCACAGUAUUCGUUUUCAUUAUAAGUUCUGUUUUUGAGCCUGUUUUUAAGGUAAGUUGUGGUGUUUUUGCCAUUGUUUGCUGCCGAGUGCCGACUGCUUAUCUGUUGUCUUAUCUCGUUUCUGUGCCGACAGUACAGUGUCGCCUCCCUAUGAUAACCGACAUUUAUCAUCCCAAGGAAAUGGUAAAAUAUCGUUUUAAAAGGUCGUCAGAAAAGGUACUUCUUCAACUUACACUGUUGUUUCGUGAGAGUGUGCCUUGUGUGCCAGAUGUUAUCAUUUACUUAAAGUCUUUAUUGGCCGAUUAUAGUAAAUACUUCAAAUGUAUCGAUUAUAAUAAUUAUAGAUUGAAACCUGAUACACAACGCAAUGCCGAUAAUACCGUUUAAUUCUAGACUUUAAAUUUUACAGACUUGGAAAUAAUUAAACAAAUUUACGGCUCAGUUUUGUCUAGAUUUUAAACAUCAUCAUCGUUAUCUUCAGUUAACUAGUUUAAGUAUAAUGUUAAAGUCCAGACGUUUACUAUUACAUAGUCCU